UUGACCAGUGGCUAUAUAUUGAGCAUGAGGUCGCAGAUUCGACAGAAACGGGAAUCAAUGAAAAGUUCAAGAGCUUUCUUCUUCAUUUUUUGCUUAGCUUCUGUUUUCACUUUUGGGAUUUCAUCGAUAGCAGAUGGAUCUCGAACAGAAGAAGCUGAACAACUGAAUGAAAGCCUCCAAGAGAAUUCUGGAGAAAGAAAUGAACAGGAGCUUCCGCAAAAUGAAAAUAGUGAGAGCUGGAACAUUCGUAAGAAUGAAAUCAUCUCAUCUGAAGCCUCAGAUGUUGGGAUUUUCGACUUCAGCAACGAAUAUCGUGCAGGUUAUAGGGAUGGUCUUCAAGCAAGGAUGGGUCGAAGCUACAACAUUGAGGGCAAUAAAAUUGAUUCAAACAAAGGCCAGCGUGUUGGGAUUGGCAAAUUUGGCAACACCUACUCCAUGUCCAACAUAUCAUUUACUAUUGGUGGGCUUAUUAUUCUAGUUUUUGCUAUAAUAUAUAAGUAUAUAGUACUGCGGAAUCGGGCUGCUGGAACUUCCAAAGAUAAGAAAAUAUGAGAUCUGAAGCUGAAUGUUAUUUCUCUUAUAUUUCUGUA
Molecule: messenger RNA, 590 nt
Organism: Prunus avium (sweet cherry)
Lineage: Eukaryota; Viridiplantae; Streptophyta; Magnoliopsida; Rosales; Rosaceae
Source: RefSeq, a predicted model, not a curated record